Molecule: messenger RNA, 1234 nt
Organism: Cannabis sativa
Lineage: Eukaryota; Viridiplantae; Streptophyta; Magnoliopsida; Rosales; Cannabaceae
Exons: 4
Coding region: 393-1004 (203 amino acids)
Source: RefSeq, a predicted model, not a curated record
GCUAUUAAUUUUAAUUAAUCAAAUAGUUUGUUAAUUAGUAGCGUAAAUGAUUUAAAACUUAAUUGCUUGGGUAUAUUAAUAUUGACAUCGACAUUGGACAGUUGUUGUCACCGCCUUGUACGGAGGUUACUAGGGAAAAAGGUUCUUACUCUUGCUCUCUUCUCUACUUGAUAAUAACUUUGUUACUCUAACCAGAAAGAUAGAGAUUCCAAGGGUUGACUUCAAUCUUAUCUGACUCGAUUCUGAACUUACUUCUCUCUCUCUCUAGAUUCACCCCUAAAUUCAGUUUCACAGCUUAUCUCUCCUCUCCUCUCCUCUCUUGCAAUUGCAAAUUUGAUUGAUUGAUUAUCUUCGUGUUUGUUUGGAUAUUGAUAACAAAUUAAGCAGGGAAAAUGGCCUUAACUAUUAAGCAGUUUUCCCUAAUAGUAGCCUUUUCUGGUCUGUUGUCCUUCAUUUUUGGAGUUGUUGCUGAAAAUAAAAAGCCUGCUGCUGGCAGUGUCACUCAAGUCCCAGGAAUAGGAGUUGUUAUAUGCAAAUAUCCCUCUGAUCCAACAGUGGCUUUGGGAUUUCUGUCUUUUGCAUUUCUGCUAGUAUCAACAGCUUUUGGGCUUUGGUCAUUGUUUUAUCCAUACAAGGGAAAGUCUGUUCCACAGGGUGCUUUGUUCAGGAACACUACUUUUGUCAUUUUCUUCAACAUUGCUUUGUUCACAGCAGGAAUAGCUGCAGCCCUCUUGUUGUGGCCUACAAUCACAGAGCAAUCCCACCUAUUGCACCAUGUCCAUCGCAAUCUUAAGACAGAUUGCCCUACCGCUAAGACAGGUUUGCUUGGUGGCGGUGCUUUUGUGUCCCUUGAUUCAGCACUUUUCUGGUUGGUGGCCUUGAUGUUGGCUGACAAUGCCCGAGAGGAUUACUUUGAGGAGGUAGAGAAGGACUCUAAGGGUGAAUACGGACAGGUUACCACCGAUGAGUAUGAUGGGCAUGCAGCCGCAAAGGAGACUGCAUAAAAAGUGUUUCCUUGAGGAUUUAGAUGGUUCCUAUGGUAUUGUAGUAUCGUUAUGCAACUUAAUGGUGUUGAAGUUUAAUGUGUAAUUUAGUUUAUGACCAUGGUCAUAUUUUAAUUGUCCUUUAAAUCAAAGCUGUAAAAACGUUUCUGCUCUCAACACUUUUCUGAAACAUAUGAAAUUAUAUAUAUUAUAUAAUAUACAUCCAGAUAUGUGACUGGUUUCUGUUUCAA